This is a messenger RNA of Candidula unifasciata, 1470 nucleotides long. The record is from the annotation of a GenBank genome assembly. NCBI's taxonomy places the organism in Eukaryota, Metazoa, Mollusca, Gastropoda, Stylommatophora, Geomitridae.
AUGACAAGUACAGAAGAACAUUCUGGAACAUCUAGAUUUGCAGCACUUUCAGAAAUGAACUCAAGUGAGUUGAAUAUUGUCAGCAUUGAUCAUUGCUACUGCAAGCCAUGGAGUUCUCACCCAGAUGCAAGCAACACAAGGCCACUACAUAUGCUGUUUAUGGAGGCUUUUCCUCACAGUUCCAGUCAAGAAAAGCCAAGGUCCACAGAUGUUAUAGAUGUAGUCGGCCAUGAUGAUAGAACACCUUGUAAAUAUGUUGACAAAGUUGAAUCUAUGUUGUCAAAUCGUGUAGUUAGUCAUCUUGGUUAUGCUGAUGAUAAAGAUGAUUGGGAAGAUCACAUAACAUCUCUAAGAAGUACGUGGUCAGUUUUGCAAAAUAGAAUAUUUGCAAAAGUAAUGAGGGUGCUUCAGGCUGACAGGCUUGCCAGAUUGUCUGUUCAAGGGAUAAUAAAUGAGUCAGUUCAAAGAAGACUUCAGAUAGAUAAAGCUGCAAGACGGGUUAGAUUUUGUUUCGGCAAUGUUGGCUGGGAUAUGACAUUGAUCAUGUGGCUUCAUAAUCUGUUACUGGACAAUUUAAGGGGUCAGUUGUUGACUUCUUAUUUGGAAGUAAUUUUUUCCCUGAAAUCAAAGAUUCCAUCACUAAUGGAGCAUUUGAUUGAAGGUGUAACAUCCAGACAGGGAUUAGCUUUGGAAUCUGAAAGUGAAUUCUCUAAGAUGAACUCAGAUCCCAUUCUUUCUAAUGCUAAUCUGCAAAAGAUUAAGAAAUUACCUGAUAAUCCAAUUCUGUUGAUGAUCUCUACCACUCCUGUGGAAAAUAAGCGACAUCAGCUUUGGCAGCAACAGCUGUCAGCCAUGGGGAAAGUUGUCAGUGUUUUUCCAGACAGUACUAAUUCUAAUAUACAAACUACCAGUUUUGUGGAAAACAUGUUCACUGCAACCAGAGCCAAGAUUAUGGAGGUUAAAAGCCAUUUUGCAGGAAGACCCAUUAUUCUUAUUGGUUGGCAUAUCGGAGCGUUAGUAGCUGCUCAUGUUGCUGUUGUGGAGUUUGUCACUGGAGUUGUUUGUUUGGGAUUUCCAACCACUGGAAUCUAUGGAGAUCGUGGGGAAAUAGAGGAUUCAUUCUACACCUGUAAAACUCCAACAUUGUUUGUUGUUGGCCAGCAUGCAAACAGCUCUUCCAUUGACAGUCUAGAGAACAUCCGUGAGAAAUUGAAGGUAGAAACAAGUCUACUACUGAUUGGUGGUGCUGAUGAUCAACUUCGAGUAUCUCAUGCUAAGAAACUAAGCUAUGAUGUCACUCAGGCAGUGGUAGAUAGAUUCAUAAUGGAGGAGAUGUUUGCAUUCUUGGGCACCAUCCUAUCACAGCGUCUGCUGAAAUCUGAGGUUACAGAAGAGACAGAGGUCAUAAGAAAACAAAGGAAGAGGAAACAUAAAAGUAUUCUAGCUGCAUGCUCACAGACAUCAAAACAG